Messenger RNA from Glarea lozoyensis ATCC 20868, 2127 nucleotides. RefSeq lists its product as uncharacterized. Bases 1 to 2127 code for a protein of 708 amino acids. Lineage: Eukaryota; Fungi; Ascomycota; Leotiomycetes; Helotiales; Helotiaceae. The transcript has a single exon. The record is from RefSeq and is a predicted model, not a curated record.
AUGCCUUCGCUCGGCACGGAUAAGAUCUUCAACUAUAGACCGCUCAUCGAAAAAGACGCUAUACGCUUAAUCCUCCUCGAACCCUCCCCAAGAGACUCUCCCAUAUGCUGCUCAAUAGAGCACUCGACGCUCACCCGCUUCGAACACGAGCUACGAGACCACUACACCGCUCUAUCCUACGUCUGGGGCUCACCAACCAAAACACACGAAAUCUCAGUCGAUGGCUGUGUUUUCGGCGUAACAUCGAAUCUCGAAUCCGCUCUUCGACAUCUGCGCGAGGAGGAACCGGGUCGAGUUUUGCGGCUUUGGGUGGAUGCAAUUUGCAUUGAUCAGGAGAAUGAGGGGGAGAAGAAUACGCAGGUUCAGCAGAUGGGUAGAAUAUAUGCUACGGCUCAUCAUACUGUUAUUUAUCUUGGUGAGUCGACUGAGGCGACUGAUUGGGCUUUUGAAAAGCUUCGGUCGUGGCGGAAAGAACGAGGAAAGUCUGCUUCCGAGACGGAUGCCGGCGAUGUGAAAUCAGGUGUUGAUAAUGUCCAAAAGCUCUGGGAUAUACUGGAAAGCGAUGUCUUGACUUGCCAAUGGUUCAGUCGAGCUUGGGUUUUUCAAGAACUCAUGCGCUCGGGAGAUCCGUGGUUGCAAUGUGGAAAUAUGAGAACGAGAUGGGAUAAAUUCUGUGAAGCAACCAGAAGCGUGUGGGAGCAGCUUGCGCACAGAGAGCACAAAGAACUCUGGCCUAUCAUGCCACGACCCGAGGGCUUGGAUCUUCUGCAGAAAAUGCAAACUCGACGUCAAAGAUUGCUUUACCCUCAGGCUGCUCUACUUCCUCUUGCGGAUGAUCAUAAUUAUCGAUAUAUAGGCCCUGCUGUCAACAAACAACGUGAUAAGACCAAGAAUAAUCUGCUUGACUUACUCUCGCUACGACGAAACAGCCAUGCAUCAGUUUCGAAAGACAAAAUUUUUGCGCUUCUAGGAAUCGCGUCUGACUAUAGAAAAGAUCCAGGUGAUCUAAGAGUCGACUAUGGGUUGAGCACCGUUCAGGUUUUUACCAAAGCGGCCCAAUAUAUAGUGUUGCAUUCGAAAGAGCAUUUCGACGCCUUCCUCGACGAGGUCCUGGAAGGCGACCUUACCAAGAGAACCCGCAAUCUACCUUCUUGGGUACCAGAUUGGAAUCUGGACAGGUCGGAUAACAAAGCUCCCGUCACCUGGGCAUCAUGCUGUGGAUCACUAUACCAAACAUUAGUUCCAUCAUUCAGACCGUGCGAACAAUUACCAGCACGUCUCGUUUGCUCAGGGUGGCUCUUCGGAACUGUCUCUGGGCUGAGUGACAAGUUCUCGUAUCUUUCGAAGUCUGAAGACCAGCUUAGAGAGGCAUGGAGAGAUGUCGUGAAUCGUGCUCAAGAUUUUCAUGCUCCUCAUGUUAUUAGAGAUGGUUAUUGGGGUAUCCAUCAGCUCGUCGACGCCCUUUUCGCGACCCUAUACAACGAUUGGCUGGGUCAUAUGAAGACUGAAUUGCAGGACCAUCUGAUACCGAUUGGGUCUGAAAGGCAUCUCGGUGACGAUUACAGUCAUGGCUUCCGAAAGAUCAUUCUAGACCUUGUCAACAUGAAACCUGAUGGCGACGUCUGGUAUGAAAGAACCAAGCUCCAUCCCAUGGCGAUCAUGUGCUGUCUAUGUAUGGGCCAUAGUUUCAAUCUUAAGGAUGUUUUGGACCCAAAAGUGUAUAGGCGAGAAAAAAGCGAGGAGGAGAUGAUGAAUUUUCUGAAUGAGAGCUGUCGGUUUGUCGAUGGCCAGCGCAUGGGACUUCUCAACUUCGAAUCACAAAUCAUUACAAUCAUGGAGAAGCAAAAGGCGCAACCGAAGAUUAACGGUCAAAAAACGUAUCAAGGUCCCCCACCUUACAAGCUCGAUAUUGGGCUCCUUCCCAACUCGGCCCAAAAUGGUGACAUAGUUUGUUCGUUGUUCGGUUCCGAGAGGCUGCUAGUUUGUCGGGCCGUGCCGAAAGGAGAUGUUGAGAGCAACGAAAUUGGUCAACAUUUAACUAUGGUUGGUGAAUGUUAUCCUAACGACGCCUCUCUUUCUUGUUUCAACGGAAAAGACGUCCCAGUGACGAAUUUCAUCAUUCAUUAA